AUGCCGUCUAAUCAGCGAUUUUUGUUCCUCGAGCAGGUCAGGGCGGGCGGCGGCGGGGGAGGUGACAGUUCGAAGACGGUGUACUUAAUCGGUGGAAUUGUGCUUCUGCUGCUUCUGAUGGGAUUGGUUUAUUUGGUUGGAUUUUCAGGAAGUUCAGCUGUGGAACCGACUGGCGGGGAGGACGGCUUGGGUGGCGGCGGUGAUCCUCCCGCGUACGUAAAGCCGCCUCCGACGACGACGAAAGUGGCACCAACAGGCACAGCAACUCACACUGGCGUCACGAGCCGAUCACCGCCAGGACCAUCCCCGCCAAAAUCAUCCUCACCGAAACCACUCUUACCAAAACCCGCCCCACCCCCUCCACCUCUUCUGGUAACAUCGCACAUAUUGGCUUGCACGGUCGGACACGAGAGCGUGCUCAUUGAUAUGGUGCCCCCCGAUGGAACAUGUGACAUCAUAUUCUACACGGACGUCUUCUUCAACGACAAGAAGAAUCGCAUAGAGCCCUUGUACGGCGACACCGCGUUCAAGGUGGUCCGAUCCGUAGCAGCUUCGUACACGAAGACAACGUUCGGGACUUCGAUGCACCCGGGGACGAUCGGCCAAUUCAUACACGACAAAUCGAAGAAUAUUGAGAACGCCAUGGCCAAACUCCUCACUGACAGGUUCGUGCACUUCGGCAUGCUGAACGUAGAUAUAGACGACGCCUCCCUGCGUAAAGAUGGACCACUCAUGUACUUGAGUAUCGUGGAAAACUUCCAAACUACACCUGGCUACCACCGCGCCUUGGGAUUAGGCCUGAACAAUGCAUUAUUAGGCCCAGUACUGAAUUACAUCAUCCAGUGA
Messenger RNA from Dermacentor silvarum, 846 nucleotides. RefSeq lists its product as uncharacterized. The transcript is spliced from 7 exons. NCBI's taxonomy places the organism in Eukaryota, Metazoa, Arthropoda, Arachnida, Ixodida, Ixodidae. Bases 1 to 846 code for a protein of 281 amino acids. The record is from RefSeq and is a predicted model, not a curated record.